UUAGAUAGGAUUGAAAUACGUAGAAUUUAGACGUAAACGUAAAUAAAAAUUUCGUUUUCUUGUGAUUUUUUUAAAUUAACUCACUAUGAGUACCAGUCCAAGACCCCUGAAUGAAUUGGAUGCCGAACUUGUCGAGCUUAUAAGGGCAUCGCCAUGCCUAUAUGAUCCUAAAAAUAUAGAUUUUCGUUAUAUCCACAAAAAAGACAUGCAAUGGGCCAAGGUGGCUGAAAGACUUGGAAUGUCAACGGAGGAUGCUCGUAAAAGAUGGACAUUUUUACGAGACCGCUAUUCUCGGGAAUUGAAGCUAAUGCAUAUGUAUCCAAGAAGACAGGAACUUGGAAAGAGUGAGUUAUUUCGUAGAAUGGAUUUUCUACGUGGUUUCGUUAAACGGCGUCGAACCCGAGGCCAGAGACAGGAGCCCAUACAAUCAGCGUUUAAUUUCGAAACAAUCGAAAUGCAGUCGCAAACGGGAAUCCAAGAUUUACAAGAUGUUGAGGAUAGUCAAGACUCUACCAUAUACGAUAGAAAAUAUUCAUAUCUAAGCGAUCAGAAACCGAAUAUAGCAAGUUCUCCUGCUAUUGUGGAAAUUCAUGGAGAAUCUCAGGACUGUCAUGAUUAUGAAGCGGAUUCAUAUGAUGGCGGAGCUUCAGUAAACCAUGGUAUUCCUUACACUUCACCUAGUUCCAAUGCUGCCUUUAGCGCUAAGCCUGAAGGAAGUGCAGCAAUUUCCCAAUCAAGAGUGGAAAAAACCCGCAUGCCUGCAACCAACGUUACCCCCACAGACACUGAGGAUCUAUUUUCAAAAGUGAUAGCGUCACACUUAAAGAAUCUCUCGAGACGCUACAAAAUAAAGGCCAAAGUCGAAAUGAUGCAAGUUCUUGAAAAGUACAUCGAAAUAGAAGAGAAUGAAAGUAUGAUGUCGUAGGGAAUUGAUAAAAUACUGAGAAAAGAUUAAAUAUGUUAAUAUUUUAAGAUAUAUUAUUACAAUUUGUUUCUUACUUACAAAACUUUUAACAUGAAGCAAGUAAGGCCCGGCCGAAUCUUGUUUACCCACCAUUACGGAUUGUGGUAAAAAUA
Molecule: messenger RNA, 1077 nt
Organism: Stomoxys calcitrans (stable fly)
Lineage: Eukaryota; Metazoa; Arthropoda; Insecta; Diptera; Muscidae
Product: transcription factor Adf-1
Exons: 2
Coding region: 86-925 (279 amino acids)
Biological process (GO): regulation of transcription by RNA polymerase II
Cellular component (GO): transcription regulator complex; nucleus
Molecular function (GO): DNA binding
Source: RefSeq, a predicted model, not a curated record